Messenger RNA from Rhipicephalus sanguineus (brown dog tick), 614 nucleotides. It is a transcript of the gene Pcd, whose product is annotated as pterin-4-alpha-carbinolamine dehydratase. Gene Ontology annotation, molecular function: 4-alpha-hydroxytetrahydrobiopterin dehydratase activity. Lineage: Eukaryota; Metazoa; Arthropoda; Arachnida; Ixodida; Ixodidae. The transcript has 3 exons. Bases 107 to 502 code for a protein of 131 amino acids. The record is from RefSeq and is a predicted model, not a curated record. Gene Ontology annotation, biological process: tetrahydrobiopterin biosynthetic process.
GUCACGUGCGGCCAAUCCGCGAAGUCCGGCCGCCGGCCGGCCGGCCUUGUUCGAGGUUUCUCUUUACUUUUGACCGGAGGGCAUAUUUAUCUUCUUUUUAUCUGCAAUGAUUCUGAGACGUUGGAUAGUUUUUCAGUCUGCAGUACGCCUAGAAGCUGCGCGGUCGACACGUUGGCUCUCCAAAAUGGCUUCUAAGAGGGCAAAGCUUACUGACGAGGAGAGGAAGACCAGCCUUGAACCUCUGUUCACUGCUGGAUGGACGCAGGUCAAAGACCGUGAUGCUAUAUACAAGGAAUUCUUAUUUAAAAAUUUCAACCAGUCAUUUGGCUUCAUGACGCGUAUAGCGAUGCAAGCUGAAAAAAUGGAUCACCACCCAGAGUGGUUCAAUGUCUACAACAAGGUCCAGAUCACUCUCAGCACCCACGACGUUGGUGGACUCUCCAACAACGACGUUAAGCUUGCCAACUUCAUCGAAGUUGCUGCCAAAAGCGUAACUGCUUAGCACUUGUCAAGAAUCUCGUGAAUUUCACGGAGUGAAAGCACUAACUAUGCAUCCAUGAACGAUUUACUGUUCUCGCAAUAGUUGUCUCAAUAAAGAGGCAACGCACCAGUGA